Messenger RNA from Punctularia strigosozonata HHB-11173 SS5, 252 nucleotides. RefSeq lists its product as uncharacterized. The transcript has a single exon. NCBI's taxonomy places the organism in Eukaryota, Fungi, Basidiomycota, Agaricomycetes, Corticiales, Punctulariaceae. The record is from RefSeq and is a predicted model, not a curated record. The annotation marks the transcript as partial.
CCAUGGCUCAACAUGUUCGGAGCGUUCUUCACGAUUGCAUGCCGAGCUGGAUCCAGCGAGAUACUGCAUCUAGAUUGGAACGAUGACCCGCGCUUGUGGACGCUCAUGUUUUGCGUCGGUGGACCUGAAGGGUGGGUUGGGGGCGACUUCUGCCUUCCCCAGCUCGGCCUGCGGAUCCCCAUGCGCGAAGGCACUCUAGUGGCUUGCCUGACGAAACGUUUGGUUCACUGCGCGACGGCGGUCACGCAGGGU